CUGAAGCGCAGUCGUACAAUGGCAACCCCUGAAGAUAUCAAGGUUAAGGAGCUUGACAAGACGGCCUCAGGCCAAGCCUUUGAGGUCAUCCUUGCUUCUCCUGCUCCUGAUGCCAACCUCCCCCUGUCUCCCCCCAAAUCAAAGGAGAUGUCUCUGGAGGAAAUUCAGAAGAAGCCGGAUGCUGCAGCCGAGGUUCUGAAGAACCUAGCUGAGAAGCGUGAGCAUGAAAGGGAGGUGCUACAGAAAGCCAUGGAGGAGAACAACAACUUCAGCAAGAUGGCAGAGGAGAAACUCAAUCAGAAGAUGGAGGCCAACAAAGAAAACCGCACGGCAUUGAUGGCAGCCAUGAACGAGAAGUUCAAGGAGAAGGACAAGAAGUUGGAAGAGGUACGAAAGAACAAGGAGACCAAAGAGGGCACUUCGGAAGACUGAAAGUCACCAUCGGGGGAUUGUAC
Messenger RNA from Notolabrus celidotus (New Zealand spotty), 455 nucleotides. RefSeq names its product stathmin-1-B-like. Gene Ontology annotation, molecular function: tubulin binding. Bases 19 to 432 code for a protein of 137 amino acids. NCBI's taxonomy places the organism in Eukaryota, Metazoa, Chordata, Actinopteri, Labriformes, Labridae. Gene Ontology annotation, cellular component: cytoplasm; neuron projection. The transcript has a single exon. Gene Ontology annotation, biological process: neuron projection development; microtubule depolymerization; regulation of microtubule polymerization or depolymerization. The record is from RefSeq and is a predicted model, not a curated record.